AUGUGCAAUGUGUCAGUGAGUGAUAACAUCAUCACGAUCCCAAAGCCUGCUCUUCCAGUGCCUUCUGAUCUGUGUCACUGUGUUGGUGGUGUUCUCUGUGUGUGUGGGCCGGGCUGCCUGCUGUCACAGCGUUUUAUCGCCCCCCAUUGCCUGGGGAAUUCCAGCCUGGGAUCUGUCAGAGUGUUAAUCCAUCAUCCUCCACUCACUGCAACUGUCACCCUGCCACUACCAGCCACAGAUACAGUCCAUCCGUGACACUGAUUUUGUCUUUAUUAUUAGUGCUGGUGGCGUCUUAUGGCAC
This is a messenger RNA of Staurois parvus, 301 nucleotides long. NCBI's taxonomy places the organism in Eukaryota, Metazoa, Chordata, Amphibia, Anura, Ranidae. The record is from the annotation of a GenBank genome assembly.